CAUAUUAUCAACAAUUAUAUUCGAAGCGUCGAUGAAUUGUAGAUACAUAUUUAUAUAUAUCCUUGGCUCAUUUAAUUGCAAUAAUAUUCAUUAUAUUUUUUUAAUGUGGAACUUUUUUUUGUUGCUCAACAGGUGUUCGCUAAAUGUAAUAACUUGUGGAUGAAAGCGGGAAGACCAAAAUCUUCAGAAAUAAUGCGAGAGGAGUUAGGUAUUUUGCUUAGUUACCCAGUUGUCACCAGAUGGAAUUCUACUUAUGACUCCGUGCAGAAAAUUAUAUCUAGAGAGGAAAAGCUUUCUGUCAUAUGUACAAAAUUGGAACUUCCAGCAUUUACCGAAGAGGACAUGCUUUAUCUUAAGGAUUAUGCUUCUGCUAUGAAACCUUUCGCUGACGCACUCGAUUUUUUGCAAGGAGAAAAAGGAGUUUUUUAUGGGACGCUUAUUCCGACUUUGGUAACGAUCAAAACCAAAAUUGAUCGUAUUAUUAAUAAUGGCAAGGAAAACUACCUGAAGCAACAGCUAAUUUUUUUGCAAAGUCGAUUGUUUGAUAGGUUUGAGAAAUAUUUUACCUUAUCUUCGGAAAUCAAUGACGCAAUUGUGGCAGCCGUACUUCAUCCUGAAGUAAAACUUCAGUGGUUUGCUCCAAUUAGAGAUUUGACUAGGAAAUCUGUAGAUGAAGUUAAAAAACUUGUAAUUGACUACGUUGCAGACAACCAUGUAGUUGACUGUGAUGCUGCCGAAGACCUGAUUCUGUCAAGAAUAGGCUCUUUCUACGACUUUGGCGACGAACAAAAUAGUUUUGGUAGCAAAAAAUAAAUUAUGUAUACAUGCUUCUUA
This is a messenger RNA of Rhagoletis zephyria (snowberry fruit fly), 834 nucleotides long. RefSeq lists its product as uncharacterized. The record is from RefSeq and is a predicted model, not a curated record. NCBI's taxonomy places the organism in Eukaryota, Metazoa, Arthropoda, Insecta, Diptera, Tephritidae.